Bemisia tabaci is the source of this 2040-nucleotide messenger RNA. RefSeq names its product bis(5'-adenosyl)-triphosphatase enpp4. The record is from RefSeq and is a predicted model, not a curated record. Lineage: Eukaryota; Metazoa; Arthropoda; Insecta; Hemiptera; Aleyrodidae.
UAUCCCGCUCACAAUCUGUUCCAGUUUUCAUGAAGUGGCUUUCCCAGAAUGUUUCCAAUCGUCCUCAUAGUCUUUUACUCGUUUCUGAAAAUAGUUUUAAGUGUCUCUAAACACCCUCUAGUUCUAGUGGUUUCAUUUGAUUCUUUAAGGCAUGAUUUCGUCAAUAAAAGUGCCACCCCAAAUUUGUUCGCCUUGUCCCAGCUUGGAGUUCGAACAAAAUAUAUGAAGAAUAUUUUUCCGACCAAAACUUUGCCAGUUCAUUUUUCGAUAGCAACUGGCGUUUACGCUGAGGAUCAUGGAGUUCUUGCUAACUCUGUGUUUUACAACAAUCGAUCUCAUAAAUAUUCCAACGCGCUAUUCGAUUAUAAUGAAGACGUUGUGCCCAUAUGGACGCUGAACGAAAAAGCAGGAAAUGGACGACAUAGUGGUUCUAUGAUGUGGCCGGGAGGGGAAUUUCCAUAUCAGGGAGUGAAACCAACCCAUGUGCAACCGUACGACAUGUCCUUUAAUUGGACCAAACGAGCAGAUACAGUCAUCUCAUGGUUCUUGAAUUCCACGGCACCGGCCAACUUUAUCAUGGCUUAUUUUGACAACCUAGAUGUGGUAGGCCACCGGUUUGGCGUCAACGACCCCUCAUUCAAAGCGCAGAUCCAGCAAUGCGAUCAGGCGGCCAAGUAUAUCCAGGAUCAACUCGUGGCGCAUGGACUUCAGGAUAAGGUCAACGUUUUUCUUCUCAGCGACCACGGCAUGGUGUCCGUCAAACAGGAGCAUAUAAUCGAUCUUAACAAGUUCGCCGAUCUCAGUUCCUUCGAUCUCACCGGCACCUCUCCCGUUGUCCAAAUCACUGCCAUCAACACCACACAAAAGAGCUCAUUGAUAAAUAAAACUUAUGCAGAUCUUAAAUCUGGAGAGAAACGCAACGGUCACUUCAGGAUUUUCUUAAGAGAAGAGAUCCCAGACACGUAUCAUUACAAACACAAUGCCCGAGUCUCUGACAUGCUGGCUGUAGCUGAUUUGGGAUACGGUUUUCAAGAUUUGAUGAAGGCCAUCGAAUAUUACAGCAAAACGGAAAAAAUAACUAUGACUCCAAAAAGUGAACUUGGUAUACAUGGCUACAGCAAUGACGAACCAAGCAUGUACCCAUUCUUUAUGGCGUAUGGACCUGGACUGAAACAAAACACAACUGUGCCUCCAUUCAACGUUGUGGACCUGUAUCCCAUAUUCGCCAAACUACUCCAGCUCUCUCUGCCGCGGGGCACUACUCGCUACAAAUUACGAGGGAACCUGGACCUUAGCUCCGCCUUCGUUGUUCCUUCCAAUAUCUCUGGGUGAUGGCUGACUGGCAAGGUGUUUUUUCUUAUUGACUCAUCAACUCUUUUAAUUCAUACCUCCUAUUUUGUGUACAAUGAUCAGUAUUAAAUAAUGGCCAGUGAAUAAUUAAAAGGACGAUUAUUUUAUUUGAAAAUAGGUAAUUUAUUGAUAUAAUAGCCAGGUCCGUUUAGUUUACACUAUUUACAAAACAGGAAAGUCAAAAAUAAUUUGCUAUUGAUAACACAAAAAAACAACAUGCGAUGAUUUCAAAAUGUUAAAGAGAGAAACGGUAAUCAUGAACUAAACAUAAUUCUGAAGCUGAGAAAAAAUAAUGUUAAAAGAUCUACAUACGUAAUGUGAACUUAGAGGGAUCACAAAAAGAGAGAAAAAAUACACAAUUGAUUUGCGAAGCAGCUAAGAAUGUAUGACCAAGUGAGAGAGCAAGAGAAUGAGAUCUCUCAUCGUUCCUCACACUGAUGAGCUAAUGUUAAAGCCGCUUGCAAAGUGAAUUAUAUAGAAUUUUGUGUUUGACAAUCUAACCGGAACGAGGCAGUGGUAACAAACUAAAGGUGGAGAGAAGAAAAUACCUUUGGAAAUUGGGGGAAAGAUGCUUAGAUUUUAGAGCAGCUAUUACGCAAUCCUUUCAAUUGAAAGAUUAAAAUACAGAUUGACAGAUGAGGUAAAUUCUUUCCUGAGGAGAAGUACAAAUAAAAAAGUUUUGUCACACUG